Messenger RNA from Chanos chanos (milkfish), 1653 nucleotides. It is a transcript of the gene pdia2, whose product is annotated as protein disulfide isomerase family A, member 2. Gene Ontology annotation, biological process: protein folding; response to endoplasmic reticulum stress. Gene Ontology annotation, cellular component: endoplasmic reticulum. The transcript has 11 exons. Gene Ontology annotation, molecular function: protein disulfide isomerase activity. Lineage: Eukaryota; Metazoa; Chordata; Actinopteri; Gonorynchiformes; Chanidae. The record is from RefSeq and is a predicted model, not a curated record. The coding region runs from base 1 to 1653 and encodes 550 amino acids.
AUGAAGCUGCGGCGCGCUUUCCUCCUUUUGGCCCUCCUCGCGGCCAUUUUCAUCGCACGGGCCGAGGAAGAAAAGAAAACCGAAGAAAGUGCCGAAGAUCAGACCGAGGAGGAAGAAGAGGGAGAGGAGGAGAAGACAGAGAAAACAGACGAAAUAACCGAAGAGAAAGAUGUCAUGGUUCUCCACAUUAAGAACUUUGAUAGGGCACUCAGAGAGAAUAAAUACCUGUUGGUGGAAUUCUACGCGCCAUGGUGUGGUCACUGUCGCUCGCUGGAGCCGGUGUAUGCUGAGGUGGCAUCACAGCUGAAGAAUGAAUCUUCUCCGGUUCGACUGGCUAAAGUGGACGCAACGGAAGAGAAAGAACUUGCUGAGGAAUUUGAAGUCACAGGCUUUCCAACUCUCAAGUUUUUCACUGACGGCAAACGACAAAAUGCCACAGAAUUUACAGGAAAGCGGGGUAAGAAAGACAUCCUACAGUGGUUGGAGCGGCACGUGGGGCCCAGUGCUACACUUUUGGAGAACGUAAAGGACACGCAGAAGCUGCUUGACGCCCAUGAUGUAGUUGCUGUUGGGUUCUUCAAGAGUUUGGAUGCAGAGGAGGUGAAGAUGUUUUAUGAAGUGGCGUUAAAUAUGCUUAACAUCAAUUUUGGCAUCACAACCAACCCAGAGCUUUUCAAGGAGUACAAAGUGGAGAAGAACACUGUUGUGCUCUUCAAAAAGUUUGAUGAAAAGAGAGUGGAUAUGGUUCUUCCUGAAGAUGAAAAGUUGGACAGAGAUGAUCUGGUGCUCUUCAUCCAUAAGAAUAGUCUCGAGCUUGUCAUUGAAUUCACUGAAGAGAAUGCUGACAAAAUUUUUAAGGCUAAGGUCCUUAACCACCUCCUCCUGUUUAUCAACACUACAGUGGAAUCUCACAAGGCCCUGCUGGACGAUUACAGAUCUGCAGCCACGGAUUUUAAGGGCAAAGUGCUGUUCAUUACAAUCGAUGUGGCAGGAUCAGUGUCCCAUGUGCUCAACUAUUUCGGCCUUAAGGAGAGUGAUGCUCCAACAGUCAGACUCAUCAACACGGAAACUGUCAAGAAAUAUGCCAUGGAGGGCAAAGAGAUCACCAAGGAAACGCUCCAGGCCUUCUGUACAGGUGUACUGGGCGGCACCAUUAAGCCUCACUGGAAGACCCAAGAGAUCCCAGAGGACUGGGAUAAGAAUCCUGUCAAAGUGCUUGUGGGGAAAAAUUUCGAGGAAGUCGUUUUUGAUGAGACUAAGAAUGUCUUUGUGGAAUUCUAUGCCCCAUGGUGUGGUCACUGUAAGGAACUGGCUCCUAUAUGGACAGAGUUGGGAGAGAAAUACAAAGACCAUGAGAAUAUUAUCAUAGCUCAGAUGGAUGCCACAGCCAAUGAGGUGGAAUCUGUCAGCAUACAGGGGUUUCCCACCCUGAAAUACUUCCCUGCAGGAUCGGAGAGGAAGGUUGUAGAUUACUCUGGGAAUAGAGAUCUAGAAACUUUCUCCAAGUUUCUUGAUAAUGGAGGAGUACUGCCAGAGGAGGAGGAGGAGGAGGAGGAGGAUGAUGAUGACGAUGAAAAGGACAGUGAAGUGUCAGAGGAAUCAACUGAAGAGACAUCAAAAUCUACUAAUGAUACAGGCAAGGAUGAGCUGUAA